UGGCCGUCGGCGCCGAGCGUGGGCCCUGUCAGCCUCGCUGAAGACAAACUUCGAUCGUAACAUGAUGCAAGAUUAGGGGAGGAAAUACGAGAUGGCAUUGGUAUAUAUGAGAGAUGGAAUGCUGCUCUCUUUGUCCUCCCAUCCAAACAUCAACUCAUCAACUCUACAUUAAUACUUCAUCACAACUAUCACUUCCACACUUCAACAACACCACCUCCAAACCAUCAACAUGAAGUUCACCGUCGCCGCCGCCGCCGCCUCCAUGGCCGCCAUCUCCUCCGCCCUUCCCCAGGCCUCUACUCCCUUCCCUCGCCCCGAGGCCGGCGACGUCUUCCGUCUGAUGUCUCUGCGCACCGGCACCGAAAUCCAGUACGGCAACGUCCAGGCCAAGGAUGGCAGCCUCGUCAUCAAUUCGCCCGACCAGAACAACAAGACCUGCGCCAUCAACGGCGACCGCGAAAACGUCACCAGCGGUAUCAACUACGCCUCCUUCACGCUCGACCAGGAUAACGGCAGCGUCUACAUCUACACAUUCAACCCCCCUCUUCAGCUGUACGUCGACCGCAGCGGCAUGGGCCAGGGCAACCUCCGCUACACCACCGGUGUCGAGCCCAUCGGCAAGAACCAGGAGCGCGGCCCCUUCAAGAUUAACGACGAAGGUGAUCUCGUCUUCGCUGCUGGUGGUCUGAACGGCGACGUUGGCUUCCAGGCUUGCCCCGGUGCUGUUGGCGGAGGCUGGAAGAUCUGGCUCUCUGGUGUAGACAAGCCUGCUGGUUCUGAGGGAUGCACUCCCUUCACCAUGAAGGCACUCAAGGAGGCCGAGCCCAAGAAGUGCCUCUACUGAGCUUGUAAAGACCUUUAGGUUGUAUGAAUCGAUAGUUUCGAAGACGGGACUUUUGUUUUCUAAUGUGUAUGUAUUAUCGCAUGUAAGCGUCUUCAUAGCUUUUUAUUAUAACUAGAAUUGUAAAUGACAAUAUUUAUCUUUAUACCCC
Molecule: messenger RNA, 992 nt
Organism: Bipolaris sorokiniana ND90Pr
Lineage: Eukaryota; Fungi; Ascomycota; Dothideomycetes; Pleosporales; Pleosporaceae
Exons: 1
Coding region: 230-844 (204 amino acids)
Source: RefSeq, a predicted model, not a curated record